AUGUGCCAGCCUUCGCCCUCGUUCCCAUCAUCCGCUUUGCUGCUCUCCGUUGGCUGCCUGGCCAACUCCUCCCCUACCGCUAUUCCCCAGGCCAUUGACUCGGGUCUGAACGACCGGACCGCAGUGGUCUCCUCCCCGGACGCGUUCGCAUUGACCGACACCCGGAUUUCGUCGAACGGCGCCUGGCUGCGGGGAUCGUCGGAGAACGACGACUCGGUUUGGCUAGGGGUCCUUGGUUUGGUGUAUAUCUGGUGCUCUCACGCGCCGCCCUAUAAGGUCAGAUCAUUUACGAGAUUGGAUAAUAACUUGAGCCUGGAUGUAGGCAGUUUUGGUUAA
Aspergillus glaucus CBS 516.65 is the source of this 336-nucleotide messenger RNA. RefSeq lists its product as uncharacterized. The record is from RefSeq and is a predicted model, not a curated record. The transcript is spliced from 3 exons. NCBI's taxonomy places the organism in Eukaryota, Fungi, Ascomycota, Eurotiomycetes, Eurotiales, Aspergillaceae. The coding region runs from base 1 to 336 and encodes 111 amino acids.